Hypoxylon trugodes is the source of this 2413-nucleotide messenger RNA. Its product is annotated as MFS general substrate transporter. Gene Ontology annotation, molecular function: transmembrane transporter activity. Bases 463 to 2199 code for a protein of 578 amino acids. Lineage: Eukaryota; Fungi; Ascomycota; Sordariomycetes; Xylariales; Hypoxylaceae. The transcript is spliced from 8 exons. The record is from RefSeq and is a predicted model, not a curated record. Gene Ontology annotation, biological process: transmembrane transport.
GGCCCCUUUCAAUAAUCUACCGCAACUCGCUAGCUUUACACCGAGGUUAUGAGUAGGUGCUAAUGAAGGGUAGCCCCCAACUCCCCUGGUCUCGACCCCGCAGGAAUAUUUCAUUAGCGAUCAAGAUGCUAUAGAUAUAUAACUGCCGUAUAGAAUCCGGGGUCUCCGCAUUCCUCUAAUAGCAAGAAGUUGGGGUAGUUGUCGUGAUAGGUAGGUGGGUAUAUCCACAUCUGGAACGUGAAGGUCAAAACUUGGACGAAUCUGGGAUGGAUUGAUGGGACCGAUGUUACACGCUAUGGGAGACGCGUGGAUGAUCAUUGGCAUAUAUCUAGAGCGACGACAGGGUUGUACUUCGAGUGACGCAGUAAACACUACAUUAAUUUUAAUGUUGGAAGUCGGCUUUCCUCUUGUUGUAUCUUGUGAACUUCUCUCUUCGAAAGAUCACGUAUCGCGCCCACGAUCAUGUCGACAGACGAAGAAAAGCUCGCGGUGAGCUCAGUGGAUGAUCAGAAACCUGAAAUAGGGCACAAGGAAGAGCUUGAGAUUGUGCCGAUAGAACAAGAAGCAGUUGAAGGAGCUUAUCAUGUCAAUUUGAGCUGGAGAUCAUGGCUUGUGGUAUUCAUUACCUGCUUCGCAGUUACAGCCCAGGUAUUCGUCGUGGUGGCCGCGGGCUCUGUGAUAGCCUUCAUCAUUCGUGAUCUAGGAGAUGCUUCAAUAGCCGGCUGGGUCAUUCAGGGUCCGCUGCUCAUGCAAUCUGUGCUUUCGCCGAUAGUCGGGCGUCUAUCUGAUGUGUUGGAUAGAAAGUACCUGGCAGCGAUACCGCCGUUGAUCGCCUUCGUAGGAGCCGUAAUAUCCGCCAAAGCAACAUCAAUGAGCAUGCUUAUAGGCGGUGGUGUACUCAUUGGAACUACGCUGUCCACGAUAUCUAUCGUACAGGCCAUUCCUUCCGAGAUCUUACCCCUGAAGUAUCGUGCACUUGCGAACGGCUUUGCCUUUGUUGGAGGAGCUGUUGGUGGGCUGAUCGGCUCUCUCGGCGCCGGCGCAGUCACAAACGUCAAUACCGGCGGAUGGCGGUAUAUCUUCUGGAUCCAAGCUGUGUUCCACGGCGUCACGACGUUGGGCCUCCUCUGUUUCUACUGGCCGCCAAAGCAUAUCGAAUACCCCAAAAUGUCACUGAAAGAUUAUAUAUGGGCUUGUGAUCCGAUUGGGUCUACAUUAUUUGUUAGCAGUACGACUCUUCUACUUCUCGCGCUCGACUGGGCUGGAGGGGCCUAUACUUGGUCGAGUCCUCAUGUUGCUGUACCACUGAGUCUAGGUCUGGCGCUGUUGGUUGGGUUUGGUCUCUAUGAAUGGAAAGGUCGAUCCGAUGGUCUAGUUGCACAUGUAUUUUUCAGGCAGAACGCCAACUUUGCUUACUCGGUCUUCGGUUUCGCGGUGGAAGGUUGGAUCUUUUACAGCGCUGUUAACUCGGUUGUGCCACAGAUCGCACUUAACUUGGGGUUUGAGAGCGACUCCUGGCAUAUCUCGGUGCGACAAUUGAGUUAUCAGUUGCCCGUUCUCUUCGCCUCGGUCCCCAUUACUUGGUAUGCUACGCGAUAUAAGGAUCUACAAGUCCCUCUGCUCUUUACCUUUACGAUAUUCCUCGUCGUAACCAUCUGUUACGCUUGUAUCCAGCCAACAUGGAGUUCCGCGCAACUAGGAAUUAACGUUCUUUCAGGAAUCGGUCAAGCAGGACCUCUUAUGCUUCUUGUAGCUGCCAUACAGUUUACGGCGCCUCACGCCUUUUUGUCAACGGCAACAGGACUUGGCUUCUCAGCACGAGCCAUCGGUGGAGCUUUCGGGUCCGCUGUCCUCAAUGCUAUUAUCAAUGGGCGGUUGAGCAGCCACUACGCGGCGGGAGUUGGCAGUGCAGCCGUAAAUGCGGGACUUCCUUCGAGUAGCGUGCCGGCAUUGAUAGAGGCACUGGAUGCUGGAAAUAUAGGAUCGGGGGUUGAUGAUGCGACACCAACGAUUUGGGCUGCAGCCGUCGAAGCAAGCAGGUCGGAAUACGCCCACGCCUACCGUUUAGCUUGGGCGAGUGUCAUCCCUUUCGUCGUACUAGCCAUCGUUGCUGUUGCAUUAUUGAAGGGCGUCAAGGAAUUGAUGACGGAGAAGGUUGAGGCUACUGUUGAACAUGUCGAGCAUACUGAGCAUGCUUAAUUAUGAUGGAAGGGUACGCGUUUUAGAUGCUCAUUGUGUGGUUUGGUAUGAGCAAUUGAUGUUAUUUUUCUUAGGUUUAGAAUUUCGGUCGGAGAGGAUAAGAAUUCGCUGUUAUCCACCCACAGCUUGUCGCUAACGACUGAUAUGGCGUCGAAAUGGCCUGGAACCCCGCUAUAAUUAUGGUGGGUUGUAGAGCGUCGCUCCUUGAAAGUAC